UCGACCGUUCGACGUAGCGGAGAAUUGCGUCCCACGAACUAGUCCGCUCUUUUAUCUUAAUCGACACUGUUUUAAGCUUCGGAGAAAAUUGAUGAAUUUUUUAUGUAGAGUCGUGACACGAGUAGUGUUUGUGAUAUAGAUUUUUUUUCAAAUCCCUAUCGUCUUGAACCGACACGUAGGCGGCCGUUUAUCUGGCGGUAUUUGCUCAACGAUCAGAAACGGAAAUCUAUUUUACCUCGUUGACGCAUACGCAAAUGUGUAUGACGAAGAUGGUCUGCCAAAUAUGAUUUGUCACCCUUGCAAAUAUCAACUGGAGAAGUCGUACCAGUUCAAAAAGAAAUGUGAAGCAGCAGAUUUCAAGCUUAGGAAGCAUAUCAAGCUAAUUCAACAUCUGACUGGCCAAGAGGAGAAUAGUUCACAGGAAGGUGAUCAUGAACACCCGUCAGGUAGUGGAAAGUCAAAACAGGUCAAGCAAUUACUAGCUGAUUUGGUAUCGACAAAAGGAAACAGCAGUCACGCCGAAGGUGAUCCAAUAGAAGUUACCGAGGAAGAACUAGUUGGGGGAUAUAUAUUGGGCAUGCAUGCAGAGAACCCAGAGAUGGAGGAUCCGCUCUUCGAUGAUCCUGAAAACAUAACGUUAAUUCCGGCAGAAGAACGUGCUGCUAAAGCUAGGUGUACGAUACGCACCACGCGCAUUAAACAAGAGCAAGAUUCAGACGAAGAAGCGGAUGAAGUACAGCGUGCAAUAGCCAAUGUUGAUCAUAAGAACGUGUACCUGAUGGAAUUAACUGGUAACAGUGGAGUUAAAGGAGAAUCUCUGAAACUGCAACCCAUGGAUGAAUCUGAAGAGCUAAAGGUCUUUCAGUGUGACAAAUGUCCAAAAGCAUUUACUCGUAGAAUAAUGCUGAAGAGACACGAAUCUGUGCAUGUUCAACAGAGAGGUUUCACUUGCCAGGCUUGUGAAAAAUGGUUUCCAACGAGAUCUGCAUUGGUUAGACAUGAGCGUACUCAUACUGGUGAGAAACCGUUUGGAUGCAACAUAUGUCACCGUGCUUUUGCUCAAAAAGAAAUUCUACUGCGUCAUUUGAUGACUCACUCUGGUCAGAAACCAUUCCAAUGCCAACACUGUGAAAAAAGUUUUACGCAACGUGAAGCUCUGAAAGUUCACAUGCGGCGUCAUCAGAAGUUGAACCCCAAUGACAUUCAGCUGCAUCACUGCCAGCUGUGUCCAAAAGCAUUUUGCCAUGCGUCGGGACUUAGCAGACAUUUGGUUACACAUACUGGUAAAACAUACAAAUGCAUUGAAUGUCAAAAGUCGUUUACUGACAAGAGCUCGUUGCUUAGGCACAGUCGCAUUCAUUCACCGAAAAAAAUUAUGAAUUGAUAAGUCAUCACACGGGUGUAGAAUUCCAGUCGAAGAAAUGACAUAUGAUUCGAAGCUGCUACGUCAUCGCAACACUGAAACAAUAGAAUCUGAGGUGAAACUAUUCAGCAUACAAUGUGCAAUUGAACAAGAAUGUCCUGAAACAGUCAGAUCAACAGAAUGAAAGUAGCGUUUUAUAUACAUAAUACUUUCUAUUUAUAAGUAUUAGCCCUAUUAUUGCUUUUAUUUGAUUGAAUCUUUUGAUUACCGUUAAAGACUAUUUGAUAAUUGACGGUCAAUAGAUCGAUCUUCCUUCACUUUUUCUUAAAAGAAUGGCGAGGAAGCCUGUUUAACAGAAAAUUGAAUUAUUCUUUCUCUGCUAAACACUGAUUUUCUACGUUUGCUAUAGUAGAAGAAAUAUUUUCAUAAAAUGAGCUCAUUCUUGAAGUAUUCUAUCAGGUAUCACCGACCCUUCAAGGUUACGGAGUACGAUAGAGUGAACUUGAAAUAUUCACUGGAUUUGGAGAAAUGUGUACUAUGUAUGUUUAUAACGAAACGGUGAUACCUUAGAUGCGUGUGUAGUAUUGUGACAAAGCAGAGAGAACGUGGGAGAAUUUGACUUCGAAAGUUGGAAAUUGGGGCGCGUUACUGACAUUUUUCCAGGUAGUGGUUAAGCAACUUGGUGGCAUCACAGAGUGCUGUAACACAGAAGACAGAUAUGCUACUUACACUUGUGAAGAAACGUGGAUUUUGAUUUGGUUCCGAUAAGUUCGUGAUAUAAACUCAAUUUGAAGCGCUCAUAUUAUCUGAGAGGUUACAAAAUGAUGACUAUAUGACCAGUUUCUAUAUUUUUUUAAAGCGGGGAUAUUGGAAGAGUAUUAGAAACAAAUCCUCUCAAAAGUCAUCUCACUUAGUAAUUAAGUGAGAAUUUUUUAAAGUCAAGUUCAGCACCAUAAACUUUGCAUGACUUGUAUUCCCAACAGUACCAUAGUUUCUUUCACGCUGCAAGUAAUAUGAUUAUGAGAUUGAUUUUUAAUUGUCCCUAGAUAUUAGUUGAGUUCACAUAAUUUGAUUAUCCUCUUUCUAAAUGUAAGUACAUUGGUAUAUUUUAUAUCCAUACAGUAUAUAUAUAUAUAUAUAUAUAUACGAUAGUUGUAUAUACUAAUGAUUAUAAUCAUGUCUAGAGACUUGUAGAGCAAAGUUAUCCGUGUCUAGCAGUAAAGUACCCAGUAAACAAAUGAGUUUGAAAAUGUGGAAAACAAGAGAAAAUUUGAAUUUUGCUGAAACUAUUUUUUCGUUUCCAAAAUUACAAUUAGAAACAAUAGUUUGGAUAAUCAGUUGAAUCUGUUUCUAUACCAUCAGUGGCUAAAGAUUACAAUGAAUUGAUAGAUAUUGAGAGUUUUUAGAAUCACGUAAUUAUAAUUAGAAAGUCAUUCGAAGUGUUUCUAGAAUUAUAUUUCAAUUAACAGUGCAAAUAUUCGAAGUCUUUCGCCACUGAUUGAAGUAGAUUUGAAAAAAAGAAACCAAUAGAAAACGAUAAAAGCGCUUAUGUCAUUCGUGGAUUUACAUAAAUUCAAAUCCUAGCAGUAUGUGAACAGCAACGAAUAAACAGAAAUCGAGUUACUCAAAACGUGUUAAACUUUAUUCGAGGUCAAUUUCAAUUUGCACAACAAAAUCGGAUGUAAACUGAUAAAAUGGAAAUUUCGUAUUACAGAUUUGAUCAAGUUGAAAUUGUGUAAUAAUUCAAGUAAUGAUAAUAUUUGAAGAAACUCAAUUCGUAGAGCCACAUUCAAAGCAAUACAACGAUUAUACAAGCUAGUCAAAUAAGCGAUGUUAUGAAUCUAAAACCGCAACAAUUUGGGAGGUUGUGAAAAAAUGUAGAUAACAUUUCGAGACGACAUAUAUAUAAAUGGUAUGUUGUUUGUUGGGAUUUUAGCUUGGCACGAUUUUCAAUAAAAAAUAUAAUGACAUUAAAACCGUUUAAAAAACGUCAUUUUUUCGUACUAUUGGUACUUUUAUCGCACUGCUGGCCUGAUUUCCUGCCGAAUUUUUUUACAAAUUAUGAUUUUGCGAAAACUUGGUGUAACUUUUGAUAUAAUGAUCUGAACCUAAAUAUAUUGUAAUUGCUUCAUCUUUCAGUGCUCUAUAAAUUUUAUCCUUUAAUAUUUAUCUGUACAUGGUACAAGCGUACCGCCGUUAUUUGCAGUUAAGAAAAUGAAAAUGCCUUCCUCGCGGUUUCCAACAAAACGAAUAAUUUUUUUUUUUCAUUUUAUUCAGUCGGUUAUGACUCAAUAAUAUCUCCAUAUUUUUUCAUCCAAACAGUUACCAACAAGUUGUUAAAAACAAUUCUAGUGAAGAACAAUUUUGAAAUUAUUAUUUUACGUGAUUUUUUUGUUAUACUUAUCCCUUUACAAGGUUAGCUCGUACCGCGGAAUGUCAAGGGAACAAAUUUAUAGAGUAUUGCACGAUGAAGCGAUGCAAUUAGUUUCAUUCCGUUAUUAUUAUCAGAUAAAAUAGUUACAUCCGAUUCACGAAGAGACUAAAUUUCUUUAAAAAAAUCAACAACAAAUGGCCGAUAUGAAUCUCGCAAAAAUAGUACGUUACGAAAAAAUUACAUUUUUUCUUCGAUUAGAUUCUUAUUGUACAUGUCGCCCCGAAUAUUAUUUCAGAAACUCUAAAAUUAUUGUGAUUUACAAUGCUUAUUUGACUGACCUACAAUUUGAAUUGGUUUUUGCAUCAGGCAAUACGUUAUUUAAUUGAACUUCGCAUUGGCCGACAUCAAAGUGAAUCUGUUUUAAUAUGUUUCAAUAUUUUUUCGGUUACUGGGUACGUACAUACAUACGAGAACACGAAAAAUGCCAAUUUAUAUUAAUAUAGAUCCACGAGUAUGAGAAAUAAUGAACUAGAUCACGUGACUACGACUUCAUAUAGAAAAUUUUUUAUCCAAAGGUAGUGAACACCUUGACUCUUGAAUAUACCAACGGCCUUGAUGAAACCAUUUCAUCUCAGCAUUUCCGCCAGAAACAGCGUAUUUUUCGAUACCGUUGAUACAUUUACAUUCAUUACUAUUUACUGCCUUAAAUUUCCAAAUUAUCAAUUGAAACUGAGAUAAUUACUGUAUGGUCACCAAGAUAAGAAAUAAUAGGUAUAGUAUAUAAUUUUAAAACUUGGAUAUUGUUUUCACAAAGUAAUAUAGACACAAUAAAGUGAUAGUCUGAUUAAAUUUGUUUUUUGAAAUUUGGGCAGAGGGAUCUAUAUACAAGGACGACAACAGUUUAAAUUCUCCUAUAUCUUAGAAUGGUUUUAUGUUGUAAAAAGGGAGAAAUUAAAAUUAUUUAAUGAUAAAAAAAUUUGAGGUACUGAGUUUAAAAGAUCAAUGAAAAAAACCACUUUAAAAUGAUCAAAAACUAUGCGAAUACGAGUACAUCGGGAUCUUCCGAUUAAUAGCACGAUCAAAAAAAAAAACCUUGUCCAUAGUGCGGUUACGGUAUGGUACUAUUGGUUUCUUAUAUUCAUUCAUUGAAAUUGUGGGAUUCACGUAAGUUGUAUAAAU
This is a messenger RNA of Neodiprion virginianus, 4916 nucleotides long. Its product is annotated as zinc finger protein 189-like. The transcript has 5 exons. NCBI's taxonomy places the organism in Eukaryota, Metazoa, Arthropoda, Insecta, Hymenoptera, Diprionidae. Gene Ontology annotation, biological process: regulation of transcription by RNA polymerase II. Gene Ontology annotation, molecular function: zinc ion binding; DNA-binding transcription factor activity; RNA polymerase II cis-regulatory region sequence-specific DNA binding. The record is from RefSeq and is a predicted model, not a curated record. Bases 284 to 1384 code for a protein of 366 amino acids. Gene Ontology annotation, cellular component: nucleus.